AUGGACGUUUCAAGAUCCACGGCUUACGAAGAUUUCGUGUGGGCUGUUGAAUUAAACCAUUUAGGUUUGGGAUUGAUAGGCUUGUGGCCUACAAUCAAUAGUGCUGAUAAAAGAAGGAUCGAUCUUGACAUUCGUGUGGGUUCCAUUCUUAUUUUGAUGAUAUUUAUUUGUGGUGUUCCGUCUAUUUGUGCUCUUGUGCGAGUUUGGGGUAACUUGGAGUUAAUGAUAGACAACUUACGAAUGACGUUGCCUUUAAUAAUGGUUUCGCUGAAACUUGUUAUUAUGCGAUGGAAACAAACAGUUCUUUCAUCCAUCCUAAACAUGAUGGCGGAAGAUUGGAUGAUGUCAAAACUAAACACAGAGCGAGAUAUAAUGAUGAAAUAUGCACGUGCCGCUCGAUUAUUUGUAAUUUAUACAUAUGUUGUGAUAGUGUCUGGUUUAACUUUAAUCGUUAUUCCUCUAUGUACUGGCCAAUCAUUCAGAUAUCUGACAAAUCUUACAGAUCGAAACAAACCUUUACCGAUGCAAACGUAUUAUUUCUAUGACACAGAUCCGAGUCCGCAAUUUGAAUUGACAUUUCUCACUCAAGCCUUAACAAUAUUUUUGAUUGCAUACAUCUAUCUCUCGGUAGACGCUUUUCUUGGACUUAUUGUGUUUCACAUAUGUGGUCAGCUAGAAAAUUUAAGACACCGAUUAGCCAAUUUAGUCUCGCGCAGAGAUUUUGACAGAGCACUGAAUAAUUACAUUGUGACUCACAUAAAAAUCAUUAGGUUUGCCUAUAACAUCGAGGAUAUAUUCACUUUUAUUAUGCUUGUAUUGGUAUUAUAUUUUGUUAUUAUAUUUUGCCUAUAUGGAUUUCAAUCGCUUAUUGUGAUUACAGAGAGAAAAAUAAAUGACAAGGGAAUAGUAGGCCAAUUAGCCUACAGAGUAUUUGUUGUUGUAAUGUUAUUUAUACAAAUGUUUCUCUAUUGCGGUGUCGGAGAGUUGAUGACAGAAAAAUGCGACGCGAUGUAUCGUACGUUGUGUGAUAUUGAGUGGUACAAACUGGAAUCGAAUCAAGCAAAAAAUCUUAUUAUAUUAUUAAUGCGAAUCCAAAAACCUCUUUGUAUCACUGCAGGAGGAUUUGUUCCGCUAACAAUAACUACUUUCUGCAGCUUUUUAAAAACAUCGAUUGGAUACAUUUCGUUUUUGCUAGCGCACGCCUGA
This is a messenger RNA of Nylanderia fulva, 1206 nucleotides long. RefSeq names its product odorant receptor 13a-like. The record is from RefSeq and is a predicted model, not a curated record. Gene Ontology annotation, cellular component: plasma membrane. Gene Ontology annotation, molecular function: odorant binding; olfactory receptor activity. Lineage: Eukaryota; Metazoa; Arthropoda; Insecta; Hymenoptera; Formicidae. Gene Ontology annotation, biological process: detection of chemical stimulus involved in sensory perception of smell; sensory perception of smell.